ACGGGCUUAACAGUAUUCUUCAUUUUAUAACAAAUAGAUACGUGACUGUGUGAGGUAUAGCGUCUGCUAGCGCUGUGUCACUACGCAGACGUGAGAUGUGGUCUCUGCUCUUGUCUCACAACAUUACUCGAUCUGUCAUACACGUAUUUCGUUGUUAAUUUAAUUUAGCAACAACGAUAUUCCAAGUGCCGAGCAUUCGUUUUGUUUACACUUCGACGUUUCAAAAUGGGCUGUUGCGGAUCUUGCUUCAAAGAAUCGUCAUCGUAUGAGGAUCUCACUCCCGAUCGGGAGACUAUGCGUAGAAAACAGGCGGAAGCAGCUGAGAAAAGAAUAGCUGAGCAACAACAACACGGUAUAAAAAAUAUAGAGUCGGUUAAAAGACAGCAGCAGCGGGCAUUGGAACUUGAAAGACGAGAGCAAGAAGCUGCUACUAGCAAUAGAAAUCCUUCGUUAAGGUGGCAAGUAAGCUAAAUCAAGAACAGAUGCAUGUUACUAAUUGAGAAGAUUGAAUCGCACGUUCAUUUACAAGAUAUUGAAGGUUCUAUAAUAUCUGAUAGUUCCAACGACACUAAUAUGGCAAGUGCAAUCUUUGUACCAUUUAAACAGAAUUAAGUUAAGUUGUGAUUAAGCUUUGAGUAUUUUAAUUUAAUUAGAAUAUUUCAUCAGCUGAAUCCAAACCAUUAAUGUUAAAGUUUGCUCUUAGCUGAUGUAUGUUUCAUCGUAUUUUAUACAUCUACUUACACGAUAAUGUGCUCUAAAAUGCUGCUCUAAAAUAUUGAUACUGCUACAAACGUUACAAGUUUUAUGUCAACAUAUAAAGCUUGAUUGCUUUUUGCUUCAAUCUAUUAAAUAAAUCUCUAUUUUCUUA
Linepithema humile (Argentine ant) is the source of this 868-nucleotide messenger RNA. RefSeq names its product small VCP interacting protein (gene Svip). Gene Ontology annotation, biological process: negative regulation of VCP-NPL4-UFD1 AAA ATPase complex assembly; positive regulation of autophagy; negative regulation of retrograde protein transport, ER to cytosol. Gene Ontology annotation, cellular component: endoplasmic reticulum membrane. The record is from RefSeq and is a predicted model, not a curated record. Lineage: Eukaryota; Metazoa; Arthropoda; Insecta; Hymenoptera; Formicidae.